AAAUAUUAAAUAUUGAUAUAAAAGAAAUUGGUAUUGAUUUCAUUCAAUAAUAUUAAAACCACUAAAUAAAGCAAUCAAAUGAUAUCAAAGUUAGCCAAAAGAUUUAUUUUAAAUUCUAAAACGCUAAGUAGCUAGCCAUUCUAUAAAUUUUCACAGGAUCAAAUAAAAUAAAAUAAUAAAAGCAUUUAAGAGGAAAAGAACUAGCAAGAGCUAAGUGAAGAGGAUUAAAUAAAUGAAGAAUAGCUUAGAUUUUUGCUUACAUAAUCAUUAUUAUACCAAAAUACUCCUAGCGAGCUAAAAAUUAGGGAAUUACAUAAAAAUUUUGUUUUUGAUGAAAGUGAAGUGUAACAGCUGGGUAUUAGUUUAAAUCCAUAUGAUUAGUUCACUAGCGAUGAUGGGAAUGUUAUUUUUAUAAGACAUGCUUACUCUUUUCACAACUAUUUCGUUGACAAAUACAUAAAUUCAUAAACUAUUAAUAGCAAGAAAUUAAAAUAAUUAAUUAAGGAUAAAAUGUUUAGCAACUCUUAAGAAUUUGUAGAUACACCUUUACAUCCUUAUGGAAUAAUAUAGUGUAAAAAUAAAGCUCCUCAGCUUCAUAAAUUGAGAAUAUAAACUGUAUAUGUUUCGCCGAUGCAAAGGACUUUAUAAACUUGCGUAGAAUUAUUUAGGAACCAUCCAAACAAAAGAAAAAUACAAUUUAUUGUUUAGCCAUAAAUUUCAGAACAGCUAACAAAAGUCUCUGAUAUAUUUGACUCAAAUAAGUUCAUUGAUUUCAUUAAAACUAGUUAUUAGAAAGAUGGAAUAUCCUUUAAUUGCAGGUAUUUCUACUAGCAUAAUUGGCAGGCAAACAUUAUUGAUGAAUAACUUUUAAAAAUGCCUGCAUCAUCUUCAUCAGAUAGUGAUUAAGAAAUUAAUGGCGAAGAAGAAGUAUAAUAAUAAUUCAAUAAAAUAUAGAGACAUAUGGCUGAUACAACCACUAUUAUGAAUUUAAUGGAGUAUCACAAAAACUAGCCUUUAGAAAAUCAUUUUAACUUCGUAAGAAGAGUUUUGCAUACAAAUAAAUGCAUAAAGAGGUAUUCAUUAAAAUUAAAAGAAUAAAGUCUGCAAAAAUAAAAACAAUCAAUGGUUUGUGUUAUUUCUCAUGGAUACUUUAUAGAUACACUUAUUCGAAAAUGUUUUAAGGAAAAACACAAAGCUAUUAAUAAUUGCUCCUUUAUUUACAAGUCAUACGAUCAAGAAGAAUCUUAAAAUUAAGGCAAUUGA
Messenger RNA from Tetrahymena thermophila SB210, 1263 nucleotides. Its product is annotated as histidine phosphatase family (branch protein 1). The record is from RefSeq and is a predicted model, not a curated record. The transcript has a single exon. NCBI's taxonomy places the organism in Eukaryota, Ciliophora, Oligohymenophorea, Hymenostomatida, Tetrahymenidae. Gene Ontology annotation, molecular function: phosphatase activity. Gene Ontology annotation, cellular component: cytoplasm.